Trametes versicolor FP-101664 SS1 is the source of this 984-nucleotide messenger RNA. RefSeq names its product 60S ribosomal protein L10. Bases 51 to 701 code for a protein of 216 amino acids. Gene Ontology annotation, molecular function: structural constituent of ribosome. NCBI's taxonomy places the organism in Eukaryota, Fungi, Basidiomycota, Agaricomycetes, Polyporales, Polyporaceae. The transcript is spliced from 5 exons. Gene Ontology annotation, cellular component: cytosolic large ribosomal subunit; ribosome. Gene Ontology annotation, biological process: translation; ribosomal large subunit assembly. The record is from RefSeq and is a predicted model, not a curated record.
CCGGUGCCCAUUCCCCACUUCGCCCCCUUCACCCACCACCACUAGUCGCCAUGGGUCGCCGUCCCGCUCGCUGCUACCGUUACUGCAAGAACAAGCCCUACCCCAAGUCCCGCUACAACCGCGGUGUCCCCGACUCCAAGAUCCGCAUUUUCGAUCUUGGCCGCAAGCGCGCCAACGUCGACGAGUUUCCCUACUGCGUCCACUUGGUCUCCGAUGAGUACGAGCAGCUGUCCAGCGAGGCUCUGGAAGCCGCCCGUAUUUGCGCCAACAAGUACGUCACCAAGACCUCCGGCAAGGACUCCUUCCACUUGAGGGUCCGUGUCCACCCCUUCCACGUCAUCCGUAUCAACAAGAUGUUGUCUUGCGCUGGUGCCGAUCGUCUUCAGACUGGUAUGCGUGGCGCGUGGGGAAAGCCCUACGGCACCGUCGCCCGUGUCAACAUCGGCCAGAUCAUCCUCUCCAUCCGCUGCAAGGACCAGAACGCCCCUGUCGUCCAGGAGGCUCUCCGCCGCGCUCGUUACAAGUUCCCCGGUCGCCAGAAGAUCAUCGUCUCCCGCAAGUGGGGCUUCACGAACGUCAACCGUGAGGACUACGUCAAGCUGAAGCAGGAGAAGCGUGUGUUGCAGGAUGGUGCCUACGUACAGUACAUCCGCCCGAGGGGUCCCCUCGAGGCGAACCUCCGCGCUCAGCUCCGCGCAUGAUUUAUGUAUCGUGUACUUCUAUGGUCUCCCCGUGUCGCCCUAACAUGAGCAUCUGUUGGGUACGUCGUUCUGAUCUCUGCGUGAUGCGCUCUCCGUUUCUUUUCCCUCUUUAUCGUGUGACCGCCUGCAAUGCCCCUUAUUCACUACAUCAACCUUACUCCGUGGUUGAUGGCUAGGGGAAAUGGGGCAAAGAUUGACUCUCAUCUCGUACUGAACUUUGCACUCCCCUCCGAGGACUGAGCUUUGCUUUAGAUCGGAAACCACCGGAUGAGUACAUUACUUG